UUAGUAAAUUCAUUUGAAAAUCCACAUAAUCGUGGAAACAAAAAAUUGGCAAAAAAUGGCGUUUGUGCUAUUUCUGACCAUUUACCAACUUUUUGGUUUUUGAGUAUUUAAUACCAUUUUCAGAUGCUGCACAAGGGAAGGGGCAGGAAAAAAAGUCGCAGUAGGUGAACAUUGUUUGAACAUUCAGGCAGGUAGAAAUGAAGAAGUCAUCGCUUCCAUUGCAGAGUAAUAUCCGUCCAGAAAAGCACAAAUAUAGCAAGGAAUCCUUGACGAAGCUCUUAAGGUGGCAUUUUGGACAUUCCGAGUUUAGGGGAAAGCAACUGGAAACUAUUGAAGCUGUUUUAUCAGGAAAAGAUUGUUUCUGUCUCAUGCCCACUGGGGGAGGGAAAUCAGUGUGUUACCAGAUCCCUGCUCUAGCUUCGAACGGAAUGGUGCUUGUUGUUUGUCCUUUAAUAGCAUUGAUGGAAAACCAAGUGAUGGCCUUGAAGGAAAAGGGGAUUUCUGCUGAAUAUUUAUCCUCGACUCAGUCAACACAAGCCAAAAAUAAAAUUCAUGAAGAUCUCGAUUCUAGUAAACCUACCUUAAGGCUUCUCUAUGUUACACCUGAAUUAAUUGCGACAUCAGGAUUCAUGGCAAAAUUGAUGAAAAUUUAUUCUAGAGGAUUACUAAAUCUGAUUGCUAUAGACGAGGCGCAUUGUAUUUCGACAUGGGGCCAUGACUUCAGGCCUAGCUACCGCAAGCUUUCUUCUUUGAGGAGUCGUCUUCCUAAUAUUCCUAUACUGGCCUUGACCGCUACUGCUGUUCCUAAAGUGCAGAAAGAUGUGAUAAUAUCCUUGGCCUUGGAAAACCCUCUAGUUCUUAAGUCUUCUUUUAAUCGUCCUAAUAUAUAUUAUGAAGUUCGAUACAAAGAUCUUUUGGAUGAUCCAUUUGCCGAUUUGUGUAAUCAACUGAAAUCAAGUGGAGAUGUUUGUGCAAUCAUCUAUUGCCUAGAGCGUGCAAUGUGCGAUCAAUUGUCAGUUUAUCUAGCAAAACAUGGCAUUUCAUGCGCUGCAUAUCAUGCGGGUUUGAAGAAUGAGUUGAGGAAAUCUGUUUUAGAGGAUUGGAUAAGCUCUAAGAUACAAGUUGUUGUGGCCACAGUGGCUUUUGGGAUGGGUAUAGAUAGGAAAGAUGUCAGGGUUGUUUGCCAUUUCAAUAUUCCAAAGUCAAUGGAAGCUUUCUAUCAAGAGUCAGGUAGAGCUGGCCGUGAUCAAUUACCCUCUAAAAGUCUGUUAUACUAUGGAAUUGAAGACCGCAGAAGAAUGGAAUUUAUUAUAAGAAAUAGGUCCAGUGCUGAUAAGAAGAUCCUACCAUCUUCAAGCUCCCAAGAAAAGCAAUCGGAGAAGUCCUUAACCGACUUUACUCAGAUGGUUGAGUAUUGUGAGGGCUCCAGAUGUCGCAGGAAGCAAAUUCUUGAGAGCUUUGGGGAACAGGUUCCUGCAUCCAUAUGUAGUAGAUCAUGUGAUGCCUGCAAACACCCAAAUAUCGUUGCUGCCUAUUUGGAGGAGCUUACUACUUGUGCUGUUAGGCGAAAUAAUUCAUCUUCCAGAAUUUUUGUCAGCAGAUCGAAUGCAGACGAUGAAGAUGAGUUUUCUGAAUUUUGGAAUCUCAAGGAUGAAGCAAGUGGAUCUGGAGAAGAUAUAUCAAAUUCUGAUGAUGAUACUGAGGUUGUCAAAAGCCUAACUAGGAUGAAGUCUCUAAAGAAAUCAGGACUAAAUGAAAAGAUGGCACUUCUAGAGCGUGCAGAAGAAAACUAUUACCAGAACAAGAUUUCAGUUAAACAGAAUGAUAAACAUGACAAGAAUAGUGUAUCUACAUCACUUAGGAAAGCUAGCAGGGAGAGAUUAGAGAAUUCUCUAGAGCAGGCUCAACAACGGCUUGGGAGCACCAAGAUCGAAGUGGAAAGAUAUGCUUGUUUUCUUGAGCAUGAGUGCUACGAGAAAUAUGGAAGAGCAGGGAAAUCAUUCUAUUAUUCACAAGUUGCAAGUACAGUGCGGUGGCUGUGGACAGCAAGUUCUACAGAGUUGACCAAUCGGCUUAGCAUCGCUGAUAACCGUUGUUCAGAGAAGAAUAGAGAACUUCCUGCAUUGCCAUCGCCAUCCCCAGUGUUGGAUCUCCCGAAGUUAGUAAUGAGUAAUGAAGAAUUUUGUAGCAGCAACCUAGUUUUGGAAACUUCAGCGACUAAAGUGGCAGAGCGAAAGGCUUCCCCUGCUGUUUCUUUGCCUUCAAUUCCUUCAUUCUCAGAAUUUGUUAAUGGUAUAAAGGAAAAGGCGAAUCAAUCAAAUAAAUCACAUGGGCACUCCCUCAACAGAGAUGAAAAGGAUCCAGUGAAGAGGGGGAGGUUGCGGUAGACUUUCUUGUCUCCAAAAAUUUUCUUUUGUUUUGUUAUUGUUUUCUUGGGCCAACGAUGAAGAACAGAACUCAAAAGAUGGAUGAAUGAUAUGCUCAUGACAAGGAUGUCAUUGUUACUUAUUGUAAAUUGUUAAAAUUGAAGAGGUUUUGCUUGGAAA
Molecule: messenger RNA, 2546 nt
Organism: Cucumis melo (muskmelon)
Lineage: Eukaryota; Viridiplantae; Streptophyta; Magnoliopsida; Cucurbitales; Cucurbitaceae
Product: ATP-dependent DNA helicase Q-like 3
Exons: 19
Coding region: 198-2387 (729 amino acids)
Biological process (GO): double-strand break repair via homologous recombination
Cellular component (GO): cytoplasm; chromosome
Molecular function (GO): ATP binding; four-way junction helicase activity; nucleic acid binding
Source: RefSeq, a predicted model, not a curated record